Messenger RNA from Rhizophagus irregularis DAOM 181602=DAOM 197198, 1338 nucleotides. RefSeq lists its product as uncharacterized. Gene Ontology annotation, cellular component: mitochondrial matrix. Lineage: Eukaryota; Fungi; Glomeromycota; Glomeromycetes; Glomerales; Glomeraceae. Gene Ontology annotation, biological process: iron-sulfur cluster assembly. The record is from RefSeq and is a predicted model, not a curated record. Gene Ontology annotation, molecular function: protein binding.
AAUGUGUAAGCUUUGGACCAAUUUCAAGUCAAAUACCAUUAAUAUAUAACUCUUUUUAUCAUAAAAUAAUUCAUCACAAAGUAUCCCGUUCAGUUAGUACAAUCCCGACUUCAGAACCUUCUCUAAAUACAAGUGAGAAAGAAGAUAAGGUUCACCAAGGUGAUAAAUAUAUAAAAGUUCCAUACCGUGGUCUUAUAGAAUUACAUGGUUAUGAUACCAUAAAGUUUUUACAGGGGCUCAUAACUAAUAAUAUGCCAUCGAUAAGUUCUGGUGGUGAUGGAUUUUACACAGCAUCUUUGAAUCCAGUUGGUCGCGUAUUGUUUGACGCAUUUAUCCAUCCAAAAAAUUUGGGAACAUCAUUUCCGCAUCCGACAUUUUUGGUUGAAUGUGAUUCACGUAUUAUACCAGAAAUAAUAAAACAUAUGAAAAAAUAUUUAUUGAGAUCAAAAGUUAAUAUUACCGAUGUUUCUUCAUUAUAUCAAAUUUGGAAUGUGUGGGGUAAUGAAAUUAAUAAUUUGUGGUGGAGACAUCAAGUACCAAAUCCCUCAGCAACAAAAUUACAUACCGGUACUUUAGUAUUAAAAGAAAAUAUUGCAGAAAUUGGGUGUAGAGAUAAAAGAUAUCCUAAUAUGGGACUAAGAUUAGUAUUACCAGUUGAUACUAAACCGACAUUACCAAAUUCAUUCACAGAAUUACCUUCAAAAGAAUACAUCAUUAGAAGAAUUUUACAUGGAGUUCCUGAAGGUAUCCAUGAUUUCCCUCAAGGGGAAGCAUUGCCAUUACAAUCAAAUUUUGACUACAUGGGAGGAAUUGAUUUUCGUAAAGGUUGUUAUAUCGGACAAGAACUUACAUUUAGAACAUAUCAUACUGGAAUCACAAGAAAACGUAUUUUGCCUGUGCAAUUAUAUCAUGAAGGCGAAAGCGUGCCAACCACAUUAGAAGUUGAUCGCAACUCCAAUUUCCUCCUUCCGCCACCAUCUAGUGAUGUUAUUGUAUUAAAUAGAAAAGGUCGUCCAGUAGGUUCUAUUGGUACUUCAUGUCAUAAUAUAGCUUUAGCAUUAUUGAAAUUAGAUAUAAUUCAAAGUAAUGAUUUAGUAGUAGAUAACGGUCAAGGAGAGAAAUUAAGAGUAAAAGCUUUUAUUCCUCAUUGGUGGCCAAAGGUUGAUGAAAAGGAUACAGAAGAAAAACCAAAAGAAACAGCACUUGCUUAAAUAUUAUCAUUGCUAUAUAAUUUAAUGUUAUUACAUUAAAUGGGUAAAUUUGGAUUAAAUUCAUGAUGAUUAACAUGAAUUAUUUCAUUAAAUUAAGAAAAUAUAAUCUCUAAAAAGAAUAAAGCGU